Molecule: messenger RNA, 975 nt
Organism: Ogataea haglerorum
Lineage: Eukaryota; Fungi; Ascomycota; Pichiomycetes; Pichiales; Pichiaceae
Exons: 1
Coding region: 1-975 (324 amino acids)
Cellular component (GO): striated muscle dense body; catalytic step 2 spliceosome; nucleolus
Molecular function (GO): actin filament binding
Source: RefSeq, a predicted model, not a curated record
AUGGUCACGAAAUUAAGCUUUAAAGGAGAGAAAAGGCGCAAACCAAAAGCGGAUGCUGAACGGAAGAGGCACAAAAAAGACACGGGGGCUGAAAGUCAGGAAACUCCGGUGACUUUGGCCUCAAUUAAUGGAAUUCCCACGAAUAUAUAUGAUAUUCCUAGAGAUUAUCUAGAGUAUGGCUGGACGCUGGCAAAGUCACGCAAAGAUCUUAAUGGAUCUAUCAUGAUUUGUUUCGAGCGUUCUGGCCAUCAUGGGUCUCUUGAAUUCGACGAGAAGUGUGGCCUGACCGCAGCAGACGAAAAGAAGGUGGACAUAGCGGAGGAUGCUAUUAACUUCAUUGACUUUGAUCCCAAAUCACCACUGUAUAAGCUUGAGCCACAGGAAGUAACUCAAGUAUUCAGUGUGGUGAACAUCGAAAACGUUCUCAAGUUAACACAGGAAAGUGAACACGUUUCUGACGAUAUACUUAGAUAUGCGCUGAAGAACAGCGACGGCAAGUACCUAUCCUACGAUGUCGAGACAAAUACUCUGCUUCACACAGAUGUCUUGACUGAGAACGCUAUAUUCAACUUUCGGACUAAUCGUGACGGCCCUGGGUUUUUCAUUUCCGUGGGGAAAUUAGACUCCAAGAAUAAAUUGAUAGUUACGCAGGAUCUGAAGUUCAGAAUAAUUCAGGAUACCGAUGAUCUGCUUGAUGACUUGAACAUCUAUCAUAUUCGCGUUCAGACAAAGAAUUCAGAUACUGGCAGGAAGAUCAUUGCCUCGUUGGAUCUCAAAAAUGAAAACCGAGAUCAAUUAUUUGGCGACCCAAAGCAUAAAGAUUUAGUCAACAGAGCAACCAAGGAACUUGCCAAAAACGGCAUGAAAAUCAGCAACUCUCUGCUGUCCCAGAUCAACCGCGCGGCUGAAGAAGGGAAUCUUAACGAGUUUCUCAUCACAGUCAAGGAAAAGAUCAAGACUGAUCGCAGGGCAUAG